Bactrocera tryoni is the source of this 926-nucleotide messenger RNA. RefSeq lists its product as uncharacterized. The coding region runs from base 1 to 690 and encodes 229 amino acids. The transcript is spliced from 4 exons. Lineage: Eukaryota; Metazoa; Arthropoda; Insecta; Diptera; Tephritidae. The record is from RefSeq and is a predicted model, not a curated record.
AUGCACCUCAGCGCUUUCGUAGCAACAGCUAGCCUAGCCAUACUCGGCUUGGCUACCCUCACGCGCGCUGCAGCGCCCUCCAACACAGCGGCGGCGGCCAGCUCUACCGUUAAUACCGCUAGCACCGAUUUGCAAUCCGAUCUGCGUGAUUUCCAGGCGCUGAUACCACGUCGCCGCAUCGGCUAUAUUGCCGCUCGUCAUUACAUUGUCGAUGCGCGUUUUCGCAGCGCUUUGGCAUUUAUACGCAGCCCGGAAUUUUCCGCCACUUGGCAGCAGAUACGCAAUACCAGUGACUUCGCAGAGCUUCUCAGCUUAAUGCGACGCGAUGCUGGCAGUUUCGAUGUUACCACCAUCAUCGAUCGCAUACCAAAUCAACUGCGUGCCUUCAAUAUACCAUCGAAGGUGCCGGUGAAUAUGAUGGUUCAGCGUACGGUGUCCGAUUUUCUCGGCGAUGUGGUGCGUGAGUUGCCGCGCGCACGUAUCGCCAGCUUAAUGGCGCGCAAAGUGCAGGCGGGCGGUGAAUUUUCACAGCUGUAUCGUACCGUGCGCAGCGAGGAAUUCGGCAGCUUGUUGCAGAAAACGAGGAAAUCCUCCAAUCUGGCCGCGCCCAUUCGUAAGCUAAAUCAAAAUUUCAUUGACGUUGAUAAUAUAAUCAAGAUUGGAUUUAGUGUACUUAGCUGGGGACCAUAAUUAUUUGCAGACAAAGCCGGUUUAUUACUUUUUAAACUCUUUAAAAGGAUCAAAAGAAAGACCAGAUCAUCCAGCACUCAGCGAUAACAUCAAAGAACAGGUUUCGAUUACAAAUAUAAAGAAGUCAUUCUCAAAGAUUGUUAGUUGAAUAUAACAAAAUAACCAGACACCAACUAUGCAAUUGUGGGACUGAACAACAUACACAAAAUAUAAUAAAUCUUCGAUUAAUGAUAAAA